UGCGCCUCUGAAAACAGUCCACGGAUGCUGUGGACAAGGACGAAGCAUCCUUUGUAGUGCCGUGUGUCGCCAGAACAAUCCGGGACAUCUUCCCAAAUACAUUUUUUUCCCCCAGAUUUUCCGCAUCUUUUCCCGUCCAGACCUUCCUCAACACAUCCCUGUUGUUUUUUUUUUUUUUUUUUAAAAACUCCAAGUAAUUUUGAGAUUUAAGCGAGCGUCGACGGCAAAAAAAAAAAACACACAAGAAAAUAUCCACUUUUGUUUCAUGUGUUGCUAUUGUGAUUCUUUUCGUGAACCGCUUCACCAUUUACAUCGUAUUUAUUUAUUUUUGUUCUUGAAUCCCAAAUAAGCAUUGCGUCUUUUUGGUGGAACCAUAAUUUUUUUGGGGGUGGUGGAUUGCGUUAUAUAUAUUAAAAAAAUCUAUGUGUUAUUUUAUUUAUUAUAUAAGAAUAAUCGUUUACGUGCAGGAAAGGAAACCACUAGCUUUCUGUGACGUUCAUUCAAGACAAGGAGCAAAUUUGCUUGCAAAUUCUGUCAGCCGUCUGUAUAGUGACGGUUUAUUUUUUGCGUUUAAUUUUUUUUUUUUAAUAAAUAAACAGGACAGUUUUAAGAAGAUAAAGGACGUGUUUUGGGUGUGGGGGCGGGGGGGGGGGGUUGUGUUUCGAAACGCGUGUCUUCUUUUUUUUUGUUGUUGUUUAAAACCCUGUGCACAUCAGCGGUCUGCUUUAUAAUAUUUCUGGGACGUGGUCUCAGGCGAAGCUAGCAUGAAAAUGAUGACUGGGGGAGCAGUGCACCAAAACGGGAUAUUUUCCAAUGCGCACCAUCACAACCAGCAACCACACAUGGAGUCGGACCCUCCGGACUCUCGCAAGAGACCGCUGGAGACCCCGACUGAAGCGAGCAGCACCAAGCGGACCAACACCGGAGAGGAGGGUGAAUACUUCUUGAAAGUGCUGAUCCCCAGCUACGCGGCCGGGUCCAUUAUCGGCAAGGGGGGGCAGACCAUCGUCCAGCUACAGAAGGAGACAGGAGCCACCAUCAAGCUCUCCAAAUCCAAGGACUUCUACCCAGGCACGACGGAGAGAGUCUGUCUUAUUCAGGGCACGGUGGAGGCUCUCAAUGGCGUCCACAACUUCAUCGCAGAGAAGGUGCGCGAAAUGCCCCAGAGCGCCCAGAAGAGUGAGCCGGUCAGCAUCCUGCAGCCGCAGACCACCGUCAACCCUGACCGCAUCAAACAGGCGAAGCUGAUCGUCCCCAACAGCACGGCCGGCCUGAUCAUUGGAAAGGGCGGUGCCACCGUCAAGGCCAUCAUGGAGCAGUCCGGCGCCUGGGUGCAGCUUUCCCAGAAGCCCGAGGGCAUCAACCUGCAGGAGCGCGUGGUGACCAUCAGCGGGGAGCCUGAGCAGAACCGCAAGGCCGUGGAGAUCAUCGUCCAGAAGAUCCAGGAGGACCCGCAGAGCAGCAGCUGCCUGAACAUCAGCUACUCCAACAUCUCCGGCCCCGUGGCCAACUCCAACCCAACGGGCUCCCCGUACGCCAACUCCGCCGAGGUCCUGCCCUCCGCAGCGGCGGCGGCAGCAGCUACGGCCUCCAGCCUCCUGGGGCAGGCCAGUCUGGCGGGAGUGGGCGCAUUCCCGACGACCAUGUCCAGCUUCUCCGGGAACGACCUUCUGACCAUCAGUUCGGCCCUCAACACCCUGGCGAGUUACGGCUACAACACCAACUCCCUGGGGCUGGGGUUGAACCCGUCGGCAGCUUCCGGAGUUCUGGCGGCAGUAGCGGCGAGCGCUAACCCUGCCGCGGCGGCCGCUGCGAACCUCCUGGCUUCCUACGCCAGCGACGCUUCAACCAGCGUCGGCCACCACGCCGGCCACUUAGGAGGCUUCACCCUGGGGUCCCUGGCUGCAGCGACCGGAGCCACCAACGGCUACCUGAACGCCGCCUCUCCCCUGAUGGCAAGCUCCUUCCUGGCGACGGAGAAGCUGGCGGAAGGUGCCAAAGACGUGGUGGAGAUUGCCGUGCCGGAAAACCUAGUGGGAGCCAUCCUCGGGAAAGGAGGGAAGACGCUAGUGGAGUAUCAGGAGCUGACGGGAGCACGCAUCCAGAUCUCCAAAAAGGGGGAGUUUAUCCCCGGCACCAGGAACCGUAAAGUCACCAUCACCGGUUCUCCGGCGGCCACCCAAGCCGCGCAGUAUCUCAUCAGCCAGCGGAUCACUUACGAGCAGGGCGUGCGCGCCACCAACCCCCAGAAAGUAGGCUAGAGCCAAAACGAGGAGGAGGGGGGGCUGGGGAAUUCCUCAAAUCGAAAUCGGCAUCUUCCAGCGUUGAGUUGGUUUCGCGUUUCAGUAUUCAAGGAGACAAAACACGGCUACGACAGCAAAGCAAGCGGAACAAAUGUGCGAUAUGUAAAUAUGGGUUUGUUACUGUGUUAGUUAGCAGUUUUUUUUUGGUUGUUGUUGUGGUAAUCCUGGAAUUUGACAGGAUUUUUAAUUUUUUUUUUUGGUCGUGAACGGCAAUGUAAACCGGCAUGCUGCCGUAUUCAGCCCCGCAGGGUUUUUCUUCUGCCUCCUGAGAAAUUACCCCCCGUUUCCUAAUCGCUGCAGCUUGCGAUUUUUGGCUCCAGCUCUGCCCCGCUAUUACAACCCCCUUCUCCUCCCCGCCCUCCUUCCCUCCCUCCCUCCCUCCCUCCCUCUUUGUGAGUCCGUAAAGACGGCAAGUGAUUCGAGAAAGAAGGACAAUCCUCUGUUUUCCACCCGCUAUUUCUUAUCUCAGCCUUUUGGGUGGGCAAAUGCCAAUAGCUUAUGCCAGUGGUUAUAAUCCUCAACAGUCCAGGAAUUAAGUUCCCAAGUUCCUAAAGUAAAUUGUAGUGUUGUACACGCUACAUAGAGAUAAAAAAAAAUACACAUAUUUCCUAACUAAAACAAAUAUUCCAAAGACACCAUUGGAAAGUUGACUGCACAACUGGCUUAUGCAUUUUCCAGACCGUGCAUUGUGUAGGGGAAUGUUUAUUAAUAUCAUCAUCAUUAUUGGUAUUAUUACUCCACCACUACAUGCAAACAUUAGUUCCCAAAUUCGAUAUUUCAGGUUGAACGUGUACAAAGAUUAUUUAUUGGGCUUCAAUGUAUUCUCUGCAUCAAAAUCAUUUAAAGGAAGGAGAGUUGGCAUUUGCUAGGUUGAGUUCGAGGAGUGUUCUUGGUUCUCCUGGUGUUGUCAAAUGGAUUAAGGGAGUUGUACUUGCAAUACCCUUUAUAGUGUCAGAUAACUAUGGAGUUUAUCAAGUUCUCUUAAACGUAUUAAAAGCUUAAACGUAUUAAACUUGCAUAUGUUUAGCGGGGGGAAAUAAUUUCUAUAUCUGCACACACACACACACAUAUUUAAUACUGAAAAAGUGAAACGCUUGGUCCAACGAUGAUUCUGUACUGGGAUUUCAUACUGAGUCUGGUCCCAUAACAAUAUCGUCCGUAGCACAUUGUUAAAGCUCAGAUCACUAGGUAAAAUGGCAUAUCCCCCAUGUUGCCCCUAGUUAUGUUAGUCUACACACUGGAUUCUAUAUAGGAAUAUUAUACACAUUGGUGGCUGCUUAUCUGCCUGAAUUGAAGUUAUUUACUCCCUUCUUGCUUAUUCUGCCCUGCUGUGAUAAAAGCAUUGCAAAGUGCAGCAGAGCAUAGAGAAAGUGUGGUGAAGCUUGAAGUAAGAUGGACAGGGAAAUAAUUCAAGGCAGUGUAAACGCAAAGGGAAGCAAAGAAACUUGGAAACAGCAUGGAAAUGCUUACAGUUAGGCAUCAGGAAAACGUAUAUCCAAGGAAGUAAUUCAGCAGGAAAAGAAAGGCAACCGACUUAAAAUAGAUCCCAAUUUCCCGGGUCAUUCUAGCUGCGUUUCAAAUCGAAUGCGUACUAAAAAAAAAGAAGAAAAAAAAAAGGAUUUAUUUUUUCAGCAAGCAUCUGAUUUCAGACAGCGGUACACAGACGUCACAGGCUAAACAAAUAACGCGGAUGACCCAACGGUAUUGGAAUCUUCCUGCCUUGGAGGGACCCCAUUGCAAUAUUUCAACAUUCUGCAAUUGAGAGCAGGGGCAUAGUCAGCUUAAACCGAAAAUGAUUCGUGUUGAAAAACUACUGCAGCAGCUGAGGGGGUGUCGAGAGAGGAAAACCUGAUUGUAGGAUUACAGCGAGAGAAUGCUUUAGAUUUGAACGUGUUCAUCAUUUAUGUCAGGGACUUACAGAAUUGGCGACUGAAAAAUGAUGUUGGCUGCUAAAUAUGUGCCCACAGAUAGGGUCUGGAAAUGUAAGUGUUCGUUUUUACUGUUCUUAAUUUUAAAAAAAAGCUGUUUUCUUUCGACUUCAUUUAAUUUCAUUCUCUCUCCUGCACUCCACUCCACUCCACUCCACUCCAUUAUGAAUCACAAACACAGAGUAUAAUUUCAAAAUGUGGCAGUCAUUUAUUAGGUGAGGGAUUAAGCCUGUCUUUUUUUUUUUUUUUUAAGGAUGGUUUGAUUCGGGGUCCUUUUGAAACAGAACACAAAAAUGUACUAUUCAGAUCAUCACAACUCUCAAAUAACAACAAAAAAAAAAAAAGGAUUUGCAAUUUUCAACUCCGGGGUAAAUAAUAAAAAAAAAAUGUUUGAAAAUUGCAAAUCUUUGAUAAAUAUAUAUAUAUCAAAAAUCUAUUUAAAACUUGAAAGGAGACGGCGAGAUGCGAACCUGCAACAUUGGGCACUGCAGGCAGAUGCACUAACCGCUAGGCCAUAAGGGCAAGAUACCAGAUAAAUAGAAACUGACCUUAUUCAGCCUAGAGCAAGUAUCUUUGAUUUGUGAGUUAGCAGGGUCUGAAAGCGAUUUAUUUCUUAUUAAAUCUGUGGUGGUGUUUACCACUGAACCAGUUAAACCUCCAUUCAGACCCUGAAGUAGUUCAUUAUCUUGUUUUAUCUGUUAACCCUGGAGUGGAGCGGCCCCCCAGGACUUUUACACCCCUGUUCUAAUGCCUGUCAGGAAGCUUCACAGUUACUGCGCAGCAUUGAUACAGUUCCCUACUGCUACACCAACCAGCACAGCUAAGUUCCAUUUAAACGCGGGUUUACAGUGAACUAUAUUUACGAAGGAAUGCGAUCUAGGAAAGCGAGUGAAUGAACUUGUACACGCUGCUCUUGCAGCACUCAAUUGUCUAGAAGAACAUGCAACAAACACAUCCAAGGAUUUAAACAGAAACAAAUGAGAAAUUCGAGAAUGGAGAUUGAGGAAUUACAGUAUGCCGUAGAGUAAGAAUCCCUAAAGCAGAUGGGAAAGGGAAAGCUCAAAACAGUCCCAGGCGAUAGAAUGUGGUUUACAACAGGGCAUGAUAGGGCUGGAUUUCAUAUCUGCCGGGCUAGUUGGAGUCAGUUGAGAAUGUAUUUUAUUCUAGGACUGGAAUAUAUAUUUAAUGGGGGCAAUAGGCUACCUUGCUUUUUGUUACAGCAUAUUUUUGUAGGGUAACAACAAAAAUGUGAAGAAUAUCAGAGCAAUAUCGUGGCAUGCUGCACUGUCUGUCUUUAACUCUACAUGUUGUGGUAGCUAGCAGCGUAGUUAGGUGCUGGAUAGGUUUACAAACUUGCAAUUUUCUAAGUUAUGAUAAUGCUGCUAUUUAGUGCUGUAUUGACAUAUCAGGCUUGCAUUAACCAGCAAGAAGGACUAGUUUAAGAAAUAAGUAACAUAAUCUUAAUAACUUGUGCCAAAACAACCAAUCUCUGCAGCUUCUACGAAACAUAUCCGCAUUUGAAAAAAAUUAAAAAAAUUAAUGUGAAAAGUGCCAAACGAACAAUAUGUAUCAUUUAAAAGGAUCGACAAGAAAAUGCAGCUAUUUAUUGUAUUUGUAUAUCUAAAAAAAAAAAAAAAAAAUCAACAAAAAAAUUAUUUAAAAGAAGGGUUUGGAAUGAACAGUUUUUCUGUCGGGUGAAAUCGCUUAAGUGUUAAAACCGAAAAAAAAAAGGAUUGCUGCUCAUUUGAAUCCCCUGUAUGUAGUCAAGGCAUGUGUAUUGUUGAAUAAGUGAUUAGGGUUCUUGAUGCAGCUUUAUAUAAUUGAUAACAUGUAUUGCGUGGAGCUAGGUGUUCUGUCUGUCUGUAUUGCAUGAUCUCCAGUGGAGAAAUCCCUCUUUCUUUUUCGAGGACAUAUCUUUGCAUGCCAACUGCGGUCAAGCACUUUUUAUAUGACUUUAAUGUCUGGCUCAGUUCCUCAAAAGGCCAGUGGGUUUGGCUUAACUGUGACUAAAUUACAGGAUCAGAGGACACCCACAGCAGACAGGGGCUAGACAGCUAUCAGCUGCAAAAGGUGAUCUUAACAGAAUUGAUCAAUGAGCGUCCAAUCUGUCUGUAUAGGAUUAAUAAGAGCUCACUGCCCCACCCCCCAGCAGCUUCCCCUAAUGUGUCUGUGAAUAUACACGUUACAGAUUCAACAGAUACAACAGAAUUGAACCGCUUGGAUAAGUAUAAAAAAAAAACACUUGAUAAACAAAAGGUAAAACUGAGCAUAUAGCAUAUCAUUGAUAUUACAUAUCACCAGGGAAUAAAACAAGGCGAUGUGCCAACAGAGGUGUGCUAAAUGGCUUAUCUAGUAUGUUUAGCUCUACGCUUGUAUAUAAGCACGUGUUUCAACAGCAGCUUGUUUGUGGCCUAGCACAGAGAGUCUCCUGAAGGUGUUUCAGUUGACUGUGUCGUAAUGUAAGAUAAACUUGUGCUGGCACUGUUUUUAAGGUGGGGGUGCCAAAUAUAGCGGGGGGGGGGGGGGGGGGGGUGGCGGGGGCUCUUUGAAAACAGAGAGAAGCAAUUUUUGGAUCACUAGACUAGACACCUGGUCCGAUAGCACAUGGUAGGCCAUUUCUGACUACUGUUUAAAAUACAAGACGUUAGCAAAGGUAAGAUGCUUGUGGGAGAGACUUAGUCAACGUGGUGUUGCAGAUGCACUGAAAAGGGUUCUGAGUUGACCGAAGUUUUAAAAAAUGUAUUAAAUGGCAGGGUUACAGUGUGGCACAAUGGUCAAGGCUUUGGUUAAUGAUGCUUUUAUUUAUUUUUUUUGGGGGGGGGGGGGGUGCAUUUCUAGUACUCAUCAUGCCACCAGCAGUGGUAGGCUACAUUUGUCAUAUCACUAUUUUUAUUUUGACUACUCUUUUCUAACCUUAGACCAGUAUAACUAAAUGCCAUUCAUGUGUAUCUUGUUUACUUUCCCCACCCCUCUUCCCACCUGACCUCCAACCUCCCACCUCCUCAAUCCUUCCUUUGACCCCCCCCCCCCCCCCCCCCCCCCCCCCCGAGUGCCAAACAAAACUGUACCAUUCCAAACUUUUUUGAGUUUUCUUGUAUGUCGGACAACCAUAGGACGCACCCAUGAAGCCAGCAUGCUGUUCAUAACACAAUAUUAAAACCAUGACUUCUCAGCAUACAGAAAAGCAGGCUUGGAUUAAUACACAAAUGCUGGCUACCUCACACGGCUUUUUCUAAAUUCCAUCCUCUCUUCAGUACCCAGGACUUCACUCAAAAGUUUCUCCAUUACAAAAUGAUUUAAAAAAAAAAAAAAAAAAAAUUAAUAAUUAAAAAAAAUUGGUGAGGAUUUUUUUUUUUUUUUUUUUUUUUUUGGCCAGACAGAGCAGUCAUCUCGUCAGCUUGUCUUCUCAACUUUUGAACUUUUUCACCUUCCAUGAACUUUUUUGACCUCCCUUCUGUGUUCAUCAAAAUCCCCUAUUUUGGAUUUUUAAUCUCCAUUCCAUAUCAAAAUCUUCUGAUUCUUCUGUGAGACUGUAAUUUAAUUUCUCCCCUCACUUCACGCCCAACCACUCCCCCCCUACAAAGAGAUGUAACAAAAAAAAACACUUGCCACCACCUUUUUCGUUUUCUUCAUUGUAAAUAUUUUGUUCAGCUGUAAAAGGAACUCAUUUUGUGUUUAACGGAAUGGGGCUAGCAGUAUAUAUAUAUAUAUAUAUAUAUAUAUAUAUAUAUAUAAAAUUUAGUACAAUGUUCAACAUCUUAUAAAAUCAGAGUGUCCCAGUUUCUGCUAAUAAACUUUUAAGGCAUGUUCAUAAUUGCAAUAAGGCACUCCAAAAAGAGGAUGGGCUAAUGACAUGACCACACCCUAUAUGGGUGUGGUUAUAAGAUAGCCCCACCCCCAACUGGGAGAUGGCGUUUUAACAUAAGGGUGUUGUCAGCCUCUCUAUCAUGUUGCAUAAGACAAAGAUCUAGAAAAUCAAUCCUUUCUAUGAAAAUUUAUCCAACCCCACAAUUAUGAAUUGCCAGUAGUCUAAUUUCUCAACAGACUACUUUUAUCACACUUAAUGCACACUACCCUAAAGUCAAGGAACUAUAAUCUCAAUGGAAACAUGUGUUGCCAAAAUUGAUCAGCAACAGCUUUUUCAUGAUCCAACAUACUUUGGUUUAAAAUUAUUAUUACUUCAAUUGCAGACUGUUGGGCUGCAAACUUCAGAUGUUUUUUUUUUUUUAUUAAUUAUUUUUAUGCUACUGGCCCCAUUCCUGGUUUCAUCUCUGAAACACAUGAGAUUAUUUAUUUUAACAUAUUACAUAAUAUUAAUAAACAAAAAGGGAAUGACUGGAAAAUUUUAAAAAAACUACAGGUGAAUUAUUGUUUUUUGACACAAUUCAUUAACUUUUAAAAGAUAAGAGGAGUCAUGAAUAUUUCAAUGUUGCUGUAGCGUUUGUGUUUGUAAAAGUAAAAAUUGUGGUUUUUUUUGACGUGCAAUCCCAGUGAAGUUGGCAUUUUAAUGAUAAUAUAAAAUUAACUCAUUCUUUUUUUAUUUAAAAACUAAAAAAAAGUCAUUAUAAAUGUUCAUUGCAGCAUCACCUGUCUUCCGUUGUCUUUUUCUUCACCACUCGGCCUCAUUUCAGCACCUAGAGCUGACCACCAUCUGCAUUGGGGUUGGGGGGAGAGAGGGAAAUCCCUUUGGCUGUCAAAGACACAAAGGAGCGAUGGUGCCAUUCUGAAACGUAACCCACUGACAUCAACUGGAUUUCAUUGUUUGCUUUGAGUUGAUUUAUCCUCCAUAACAACCCCCUCCUCACACUCCUAGCUGCUUGUUGUGUAUUCCAUUAACAACACAUUCUGGGGCAUGGAUAUCAAAUCAUGUGGGGACCGGCUACAGUGAGAAAAAAAGGUAUUAGUCAAACACACAAAGGGAGUCUUUCUCUCGUGGCGGUCUUGAAACAUGAUAUCUGGAAAUGUUUAAUUUUAGAAAUACUGUAUAAGCAAUUAGAAUGUUCCGACUAGAAGUAUUUUUCUUCAUUAAAGCUGUCAUGGAAAGGUGCGCCAUUGCCUAUUAGUAUACAUUUUGCACUAUUGAGUGCUUGAGUGGAUUUUAUGUCAAUUGAUAGCCAUUUGAUGGUUGUCUGCAGCUCUUACUGUAGUAUUAUUCUUGAAUCUUAGGCAACCUAACAUUGGUUCUAUGGGAAAAGUGAGCUUUGAAGAUGUCCUUCAAUGAUAAUACAGAAUAUACUGCUUGGUGUAUUGAAACAUGACCAGAAUCACCUUGGCUAUCCAUAGAAGCAAUCUUCAAAUCUUGCUUUUCAUGUAGAACCAAUGCUAGGUUGCCUAGCCGUUCAAGAAUAAUGCUAUAGAGUAAAUGCUAUGGCAAAUGAUUAUUCUGUCAAUUGACAUACACAUUUCCAUUAUGUUUUUAAAGAUAUCCAUCCGCCAAUAAAAAUAACUUAUUGACCCUCCUGCUAUGGCAGCAAUACCACAUGACCUUCUCCAUGAACUUCCACUGUGGGCCACAGGGGGGUGCUGCCUGUAAAAUAGAGACCUUACCUACUGCAGCACCAGUGCUGUGGAACGGACAGUUCUUGGGUUGUAGGAACAGCGAACAAGUUUUGUCAAAAAAAAAAACAACUUCAAAAUCACGCCAACAAAAGCACAAGCCCACGGUGAGAACCUCACUAGGCUACUGCAGUUGCUCAGAUGCUCAAUAAGAAUUGACACUGCAGUUAAAGCAAAUCGAACUGAUCUACAGGGAAACUACGCCUCCUGUGGCACACAGUGGGAUUGCACUUCCUUUCCACUGUACUUAAGUGUCCUCCCCAGUGACUUUCUGUCCAGCCCGUAUUUAGACAACGACACAUUAAAACACUGUCUCCAUAUCCUGGACCUCCCGUCAUGGGGUGGGGGGGGUUUACAUGUUAGUUGGGUCUGCUUCUUCAUGAACGCAUUUACAUUUUAGUUCACAGUGAGGGGGGUGAGCACGGUUCUGCUUCGCCUGUGAUGUCUAUGGCAGUGUUCCGCUGUAGCAUUUAAAAUGCCAAGGGUACGUCAAGCGGAAAGGGAAACAAAGCCCCUUUCUCCCGCCAACACCACCACACUAUAAAUCAACUUCCUUCCUGUGCAGCAGGUAUAAGGGCCCCCACCUUCACUCUCACAAAAAGAUCAAAAUGACAUGAAUUAACAGGGGCUGAAUUCAAAAUGAAUUGCUGGAGAACUCAAGAGGGUUGCGCAUACCAUAUUCAGGUGUCUUUUCCCCGUAUGGUGGAAUUCAUUCGAAUUUUGUGGCCACUGUUUUAAAUUGUUACCUUUUAUCCAAGCGCACACACACUAUAACAGUAGCCAUAUCACAUAUGAUGGUUUUCGCCUGGGCUGCACACCAGAGUGGCAAUUCAUUUCAUUCUCUUGCUGUAAUAUCACACAUUUCUCCUGAGGCACGCACGCCUAUUGAUUUCUCCUCUCUUUAAUUUCCUCCCAUAUGCAUUUCCUCUGAGGUUACUGCACUAGAAACAUUACUAGCAACUGACAGCUGUACUGGGCAGAGAGAGAGAGAACAAAAAAAAAACUAUAUAUUUUGCAGCACUUGGAUUUAAAAGGCAAUGUAGCAAAUCUUACCUUGAACCCUGUGGCUAUACUGGUUCGUCAUUAAGAAACAUUAUAGAAUGGAUUUUUGUUUUUACUGUUUAAUGAUUGAUGAUCAUAACCUUAAUCCACCAAGCCAUCUAACGAAUAUAAUGAACCAGUGUAUAAAUAAAAUAUAUUCUGGGUAGAAAAUAUAAUUGCCUGCACUCGUGUAGAAACCUGUAUAACGAACUAUGGGGGGACGACUCAAUAUCCUCAAAGAGAUGACAUCUCUUAUGCAAUAAGAGACCCUACACAGGACUAUUAACUUAUAAUAGAAAUCUAAAUACAACUGAGACUAGACCCAUGUAAAUACCUCUCUGAAUACUAAGGUGUAGAUUUAGAGUCUUCACCAAAGAAUGACAGUGUGCUGUAUAGAGAAUAGCAUUAAUAACAUUAAAAACUAAAAACACAGACACAGCGACACUGCUAAAGGCAAACAACUGAUGAGAAACAGCCGGUCCUGUACAAUAAAGUGAUUCAGUUGUAAGCCAAAGGUAUUUUUCUGUGUGUGUGUGUGUGUGUGUGUGUGUGUUGUUGUGUGUCUGGAUGUGUGUGUAGUCCAGUAUUUCCUACAGAUUGAAUUCUGAAAUCGUAAACGAGUUUUGUGUUGUGCUGUAUGACCAUAUCCAAUACAUUUAUGGUAGACAUUUUAAUCAUUGCUUCAGAAAACUUUUUUUCUACUCCACGGUCUUUGCAAGCUUCCUGAGCGGUUCCGAGUUCUGUUGCUCCAACACAAUCCUUCAUCUCCAAAUCUUCCUUUGCCGGGAUUUUGAGCUUGACUGGAAAAUCCCAAACACCAGGACUGAACAGUCUUCCUUCAUCAUUCCAUUCAAAUCAUGUGACCUUUCAACUCUGUCAGCCCCACUUUCUCUACACAUUGAGGUGGGGUAAAAAUAACACAGCAAUAUAUGAUACAGACAGUCUUGCAAUAGCCCUUAAAUGCAGCAUGUUUCACCGACAAGCUCCGAUUCCCCUCCAGUCUCUCCAACUCCAACCGUUGGGGUCACUGAAUCUCACUAGGACGCCAGGAUAAACAACAGAUGUUUCUAAUCGGAAAAAUACACAAUCAUCUAAUCUCCUCCCGACCCAGUGCGACACACAGUCUGAUUGAGAGCUGUCAGGGAUGGGGGGGGGGGGCUCUCUGAAUCAUUUCGAGGUAUGCAAGCUAAAAAUUGCUCAAGGAUGAGAAGCAGCCUCGUAUUAAUGCAUUACAUAUUGGGAACUUUACAGCGGUGCAGUCGCAAAACAAAACUUAAGAAACUCCGUCAAGCAGACAGCCUUGACUCAUCUUUCUGAUAUUUUUGCUAUUGCACAUACGACCUAGCAGUGCCCCAACAAAGCACUUUUCAAAUUACACAAACGUCCUUAAGUACUAAUCAACAAAAAGUCAUGUGUGCAAUUAUUUAAUGUCAACACUGCAUAAAAAAAAACAUCAGUUAGUUUUUAAAAGCUGCAAUAACCCUCAUAAAAGCUGCCCAUGGUAAAAGCAUAGCAAAGUGUAAUAAAAGCAUAGUAAACGCAUGGUAAAGCAUAGGGAAGCAUUGUAAAGCACAGAGAGGUCUGGUAAAGCAUAGGGAAGCAUUGUAAAGCACAGAGAGGUCUGGUAAAGCAUAGGGAAGCAUUGUAAAGCACAGAGAGGUAUGGUAAAGCAUAGGCAAGCACUACUAAACAUGUCAAACUAAGGUAAACUAUGGAAAAUGCAUAGGGUAACCAUAGGGAAUGCAUAGGGAAAAUGCAUAGCACAACUGCAAGAAAUACUGUACAAACUUACUUUGGUAAACUUUUAAGGGCAGCAUAGCCAUAAUUAAUAUAUAUAUAUAUAUAUAUAUAUAUUUCACAAGGCCCCUUUCUUUAGACAAAAUCACUCUGUAAAAUGUAUCUGACACUAGAACAUUCACCGCCCUCAUACUCCGCCUAAAUUGUUUUCUUUCCUGCAGUGGGAGAUUUAAAACCGGACUCUAGCGUCCUCCUUCACAUUGCACCCUCGUUAACCAGGACUGACAAGCCUCAUUUGAAAUCAAUUCAAUCUGCUGCUGAUGGAAAUAAACACCAUUUCAAAUCGCUUGCAAGCCAGUCCCAGUGGGCAGGUGGAAACAGAGAUGGAGAGACAGUACCAGGGCCCACAAAGCCCAGAUUCAGACCGGUUUGAUCCCGGUUCAUCUGCUGCUGGUGGAAACGGACAGGACUGAUGUCAGACCACUUUUAACUGGUCCCAGCUGAGUAGCAGAUGAGUCAGUGAGUGUGUAUUAUAAAAUGAACCUUUUACCUACCCUAUCUGUCUGCAAACCUUGUUGUUUCUUAAGUUAAAGUUACCAAGUUUCAGAAACAGGGAAACUUAGCAAACAGCAAACCUGGAAACGCUGUAUGUUAAACAACAAAACGAUUCAUUUUUACUCUUACGAACCAUUCCUUUUGUUUUUUUUCUUUUUAACAGAAAUACCAGGCAUAGAUAUACAUACAGAUAUAAAUGCAUCAGAUGUAUUAUGAAGUGUGAUAUAAAUGCAUUGUUAAUUUUUUUUAUUAUUAUUAUUAAGGGCGUCUGCUAAGAAAUAAAUAAUAAUAAUAAUAAUAAUAAUAAUAAUAAUAAUAAUAAUAAUCAUUAUUAUUUGUUUUUUGAAGAUGUGACCAGGUAAACUCCCAUGAGCCUCUGGUACAGAAAUUUACAUAUGGUCUUGAAACAGUUACCCAGCAUGCCGAGGGGGAAGAAGACUUAAAUAUGUAAAUGAUUUAUGAUUUUGUCUCGGCUCGUCGCAAAUGACACAGAAUACUGAACGCUGAGUGUAAUAUUUUAUAUGUGUCAUUGGAAUGUAUUUAUUUAUUUAUUUAUUUAUUGAUUGAUUGAUUGGGGGGAGCUAAUCUGCUAUUCAAAACCGUUUAAACAGUUUUAUAAUUUUUUUGUAACUUAAAAAAAAAAAUUGUAAAUAUGAAUAGAUUUUUUUGGACCAAAUACAUAUGUAAUAAUGAAUGUUUAAGAGUUUAAUAUGUGUGUGUCAUUAUAUAUAUAUAUACACGCACACAAACACACACACACACACACAGUUUAAACCUUAUUACGCAGUGCAAUGGGUUGGGUUCAAAGGACUGUAUGACUUACAGUGAUCUCUUUAUCAGUUUUCUGGUAUAUUCAAUCUGUUCUGCAAUUGCAGACAAUGUUCUGAGUUCUGUCGUUUAUGCAUCAAUAAAAUUAAAAUAAAAUAAGCUUUUGUAUAAGG
This is a messenger RNA of Acipenser ruthenus (sterlet), 14061 nucleotides long. RefSeq names its product RNA-binding protein Nova-1-like. The transcript has 4 exons. The record is from RefSeq and is a predicted model, not a curated record. Bases 765 to 2261 code for a protein of 498 amino acids. Gene Ontology annotation, molecular function: mRNA binding. Gene Ontology annotation, biological process: regulation of alternative mRNA splicing, via spliceosome; mRNA splicing, via spliceosome. Lineage: Eukaryota; Metazoa; Chordata; Actinopteri; Acipenseriformes; Acipenseridae. Gene Ontology annotation, cellular component: cytoplasm; nucleus.